Messenger RNA from Leptopilina heterotoma, 3189 nucleotides. RefSeq lists its product as uncharacterized. Gene Ontology annotation, molecular function: nucleic acid binding; zinc ion binding. NCBI's taxonomy places the organism in Eukaryota, Metazoa, Arthropoda, Insecta, Hymenoptera, Figitidae. Bases 732 to 2219 code for a protein of 495 amino acids. The record is from RefSeq and is a predicted model, not a curated record. The transcript is spliced from 2 exons.
CUGAGACUACGUUCUCAUAAUUAGAAUUAAUUAAACUUAUUAUUUUGGUAUCAAAAUUAUUAUAAUUAAUAAUUUGUUAUUUUGUUAUUAUCAUUUAUUAUUUACGAAUUUUUAUUGUAAUAUUUUCUCGUACAAUGAUUAUUCUCGACAAAUUAAGCUUUGUUUUGGACGGACUAUUUCUUGGUGGCGUAGUAAUCGGUUCAUAAGUAGUUCACUGUACCGUGGGAGUGACGGAGAGAAGGAGAGAAAGCACGUGUGAGUGAGAGAAAAAGAAGGUUAGCGCGCGCUACCAGGCAAUAGACGCCGGUUUUUACACAGAGAGCACAUGGCGACAGACCGAGAAAAGUUCUGAGUGUGAAAAGAGAUAAAGGUUUUCUUGAUGUGAUUGGAUUAGUUGCGUAUAAUGAUUACUUUAAAUCGAAGAGAACUGUUAAGUUUAUAUACGAGAAACGCUAUUUGUGUAAGACUGUAGAAGUUUAAUUGAAAAUAAGUUGAAUCGCCGGUGUUAAAGGCAAGUGUGAAAGAGUGGUGUGACGACAAUUUUCCAAAGUGAGAGACCAUUUUUGGGAACUGUACGACUGAUUUGAAACAUUGUAAAGGAGUCGUUAUUAUUGAUUGUCGCCGACAUUAUCAUUUAACCGAAUUAAUCGUUUCACCGAUAAUAAAGACUCAUAUACCAGCGUUCCGAGAAAAAGAGAUUAAGAGUAAGAAGAGACUAAUCAUUUAGAAGGAUGUCAUCAAGAGGACGAGGUUUUAGUAAAUUUUUGCACGAUCCCAGCGCAACAGCCAAUGUAGAUUCUAAUUCUAACAUUACCCAGAGCGAAGAUGAUCACGAUUUGAUCUCUUGGGAAGAUGCCCAAUCACCAGCUCCAAUAAGCGUGAGACACACCAAGGAUAUGGCAGCAGUAUCAUCAGCGGGCAGAGGUUCUGCAAGAAAGCGAGACAAUGAUGAAGCAUGGAGAACUGAGCGCAAGUUAGGAGAAAGUGAGCAGGAAUGGGAAAGCCGACUCGCUGUAGAAGAAUUGGAUCGCUAUUUUAGAGGAGAAUUGCCGUCGACUUCGCGCGAAAAGCAGAGAUUGAAGGACGAACAAAUAAAGGCUAUCCGUGCUAUCCGCACGAAUAUUAUGUUUCCGGAAAACUACGUUUCUCGAAACAAAACACCAUCGCCGGAACGAUCAAUCACCCCUCCAGGACCACCUACCAGCAGAAUCGCGGAGCCAGUAAUAGAGAUUGCCAGCCUUGAGCAAGGAAGGAACGUUCUUCCUGUGAUCACACGCGGAGUGUUGUUCGGAGGACUAAAAUUGAUUCCCACCGACCCGGAAUUGGACCCCCCACCUGGAUCCUGUAUAAGUUGUUGGCAAUUUGGACAUAGGCGUAAUGAUUGCCCAAAUCCACAGUAUGGCUACUGUAGGAACUGCGGAAGACGUGGCGUCACGAUGACCGAUUGCCCUCGUUGCUCUGAUCGACAUAAAAGGGACAUGAUGAUGAAAUACGGCCGAGAAAAAUAUCAGUACUUUCGAUCGGAGAGGAUUAAAAAGACUAAAGGAAUUAUGGCAAAUUCAGGAAAGAUAAGCGUAGAAGAGAAAUUACGUCUGGAGGCUGAACAAAAACAAAACAACCAAGCAUCAGCGAGUGGAGUAGCUUCGGAAUCUAAGGAGAAUCAGAAUACCGUCAAGUUAUGUUCAAUAGGGCGAGGUCGCGGACGUCGAGUUUCGGAAACGAUAGAAGCAAUGAGGCCUGGACCAUCUGUAGUCACCACACCAACAACCAGCGAGAGAAAGGAAAUUACUGUUGAAUCAACACUGAGUGUUGAUGAAAUUUGGGAGAUGAUACAGCAGGCACCAACUUACAAAUCAACGAAGCCCUUAGCAGUUGGUGAUGUCACGGUUCCUCCACCGAACUGGACGAUACCAGAACCAGCGAUAUCACCACCGAUUGUAUAUCAGAGCACACUACCUUUAGCAGUUUGUGAUGUCACGGUUCCUCCACCGAACUGGACGAUACUAGAACCAGCGAUAUCACCACCGAUCGUAUAUCAAAGCACUCCACCCUUAGCAUUACCGCCAGCACCACCGAUGAUGGACAACACGGACAGGUUCAUCGAGCAGACCAGAGCAAUGGCCCAAGCUUUGGCUGGAUUACCAGCAGAAGCUGUGACCUUGGCCAUGAAGGAAUUCUACGAGGAACGCCGGAAAUCAGACGGUGGACGAUUGCAGUAAACAGACUAUAAGUGAUGUGAGUGUAAGAAAAAAAAAAGGUGUAUUAAUUUUUUUAUUUUUAUUGUUUAAUUUUGUUUGAAAAGAAGUAUCUGAGUGAGUUCAAUUUUUGUUGUUGCGUUACUACUGAUAGUAACGUGUAAGGAACGGAGAAUUGUGACAAUGUGGAUUGCCACAAAAACAAGUUUAUUUUAUUUUAUUUGUCACUAUACUUUUCUCCCUAAUUACGCACCUGAGACUACGUUCUCAUAAUUAGAAUUAAUUAAACUUAUUAUUUUGGUAUCAAAAUUAUUAUAAUUAAUAAUUUGUUAUUUUGUUAUUAUCAUUUAUUAUUUACGAAUUUUUAUUGUAAUAUUUUCUCGUACAAUGAUUAUUCUCGACAAAUUAAGCUUUGUUUUGGACGGACUAUUUCUUGGUGGCGUAGUAAUCGGUUCAUAAGUAGUUCACUGUACCGUGGGAGUGACGGAGAGAAGGAGAGAAAGCACGUGUGAGUGAGAGAAAAAGAAGGUUAGCGCGCGCUACCAGGCAAUAGACGCCGGUUUUUACACAGAGAGCACAUGGCGACAGACCGAGAAAAGUUCUGAGUGUGAAAAGAGAUAAAGGUUUUCUUGAUGUGAUUGGAUUAGUUGCGUAUAAUGAUUACUUUAAAUCGAAGAGAACUGUUAAGUUUAUAUACGAGAAACGCUAUUUGUGUAAGACUGUAGAAGUUUAAUUGAAAAUAAGUUGAAUCGCCGGUGUUAAAGGCAAGUGUGAAAGAGUGGUGUGACGACAAUUUUCCAAAGUGAGAGACCAUUUUUGGGAACUGUACGACUGAUUUGAAACAUUGUAAAGGAGUCGUUAUUAUUGAUUGUCGCCGACAUUAUCAUUUAACCGAAUUAAUCGGUAAGUCGAAUGGUUAUUUUUCUAUUGAUUUAAUAAAUUGAAAACGUUAUUUUGAAUUACUAGUCUCAGUGAAAUUCAACCCACCGCCUCC